AUGGCGACCAACGUCCUCUCUUACGACCAACGCAAGGACUCCACGUCCAAGUACGACGAUGACAUCGACGUCAAGGUCGCCGAGGCCGGAGGCGACGACCCCCGCGUCGACUACUCCGGCUUCGCCCAGAAGACGGACCCCGUCGAAAUCAAGCUAGUCCGCAAGCUGGACCUGUUCAUCAUGUACCAGACUGCCGUCUCUAUUCUCUUCGCCGGUUAUGUCAUCUUCGGUGUCCCCUCCAACAUGCUCAUCACUCGUGUCAAGCCUUCGCUCUACCUCUGUCUCGUUAUGCUCACCUGGUCGGUUCUCUCGAUUUGCACGUCUUUCACCAAGAACUUCGGCCAGCUCUGCGCAGUCCGCUUCCUCCUCGGCUGCACUGAAGCCCCCUACUACCCCGGUGCUCUUUUCCUUAUCUCGAAUUUCUACACGCGUACCGAGGUCGCCACCCGUAUUGCUAUUCUCUAUACUGGCAACGUUCUCGCCACCGCCUUUGCCGGCCUCAUCGCCGCCGGUGUGUUCCACAUGGACGGCAUGCUUGGCUACGCUGGCUGGCAGUGGCUCUUCAUCAUUGCUCCGUCACCGGCCUCGUCGCCAUUUUGCGCCUACCCCUUCCUCCCCGACUCGCCCCUGACCACCCGCUGGCUCACCCCCGAGGAGCGUCAGCUCGCCCAUGACCGCCUGCAGCGCGACAACGUCGACCGUGUCGAGGCUGGCUCCACCUGGCAGGGUCUCAAGCAGGCGGUCGUCGACCCUCGUGUCUGGAUCUUCGCUCUCAUGUUCAACAUGCACCUUUCUGCCAACGGCUUCAAGAACUUCUUCCCCUCCAAGACUGUUGCCAUUAUCGGUUUCGCGCUCGCGCCGGCCACGCUCAACACGGGCGUGCGCUACUUUGCAAUGAUGGUGUUCACGCUCGGCACUUACGGCGUCAACUCCCUCAUCCUCGGUUGGGCGAGCACAGUUUGUUCCCAGACACCCGAGAAGAAGGCCGUCGUCAUCGCCAUGCUCACGACGGCCGGCAAUGCUUCCUUCAUCUACACACCUUAUCUCUUCCGCGAGCAGGAUAAGCCUCGUUACACCCUCGCGAUGGUCGCCAUGGCCGCUUUCUCCCUCGGCACUCUUCUCUGUGGCUGGGUCAUGCGCAUCAUCCUCAAGCGCCAGAACAGGACCCUCGCAGAGACGGGAGCGCCCACCAAGUACCCCUACUAA
This is a messenger RNA of Trichosporon asahii var. asahii CBS 2479, 1206 nucleotides long. RefSeq lists its product as uncharacterized. Gene Ontology annotation, biological process: transmembrane transport. NCBI's taxonomy places the organism in Eukaryota, Fungi, Basidiomycota, Tremellomycetes, Trichosporonales, Trichosporonaceae. The record is from RefSeq and is a predicted model, not a curated record. Gene Ontology annotation, molecular function: transmembrane transporter activity. The coding region runs from base 1 to 1206 and encodes 401 amino acids. The transcript has 5 exons. Gene Ontology annotation, cellular component: membrane.